Molecule: messenger RNA, 1634 nt
Organism: Nanorana parkeri
Lineage: Eukaryota; Metazoa; Chordata; Amphibia; Anura; Dicroglossidae
Gene: FAM194C
Product: chromosome unknown C3orf20 homolog
Exons: 11
Coding region: 408-1634 (408 amino acids)
Source: RefSeq, a predicted model, not a curated record
UCUAUCCAAAUGGGCAUCUGGCUGUGUGUCAAAGCCACUCGGGUCUUUCAUAUGGAGGAUUUUAUACCAACAUCUUCUCCCCAGAGGAGGAUAUUCUGGGUACAUUUACUCCCUUUGGACAUGGCAGUGUUUCUUUUCCUGACAGCUAUUGUUAUGUAUUGCACUAUAAUCAGAUUGGUGGAGUAAUAACUGACAAAGAAGGAGAGAGAAUAAAAGAAUGGGACUGGCCAAAGAAAGGAAACUUGCCUGACCCCAUUACAUUACAGGUCAAUGACUACCUCUCUGUUAAGAUUGCUGGGCAGUUUGCCAUUAAUUUGAUUUACAAAUGGCAGCAUGUGGUGGUACGUUUAUUUCUCUCACCACUUCAAGACAUCCCUCCUUCACAGGCUGAAGAUCUGGGUCAGCUUAUGACAAAUGAAAAUUUUUCAUCAAGAACAGCCAAAGAAAUGGCAAAGGGAAACAGAAAAAAAACCAAGGAGAAGGAUUUAAAGAGAAGUACAAAGAAAACUACAAUUUUAUCAGAGCUGGUAAAAACACUUGAAAUUCCUGAGGACAAUAUCAGCCCUUCAAAUGACUUUAAUGCAGCUACUGAGCUCCGGAAACUUCAAAGAAAGAUCAGAAAUAUUGCAGAGGAUUGGAUGGAGCAUUAUAGAUUGGCUUCUGGACUUGAUUCACCUCACAUACAGAGGAUGUCUGAUUCACCUCCCAAAACAUCACGCAAAAGGAAGGUCCAAUCUGCUACUCCUUUCAUAGUAACUACACCUGUACCGAACACUCAUCUUGUAACAGAAACAGAUACCAGGAAUUUACUGAGCAAAGAACAUUUUCAUCUACAUGGACGCUUCCUGUCAGCUCCUGCCCAUGCUCAUAAUAUGCGCUGGGAUACAUCCCUAAGCUCUGCCUCCCCUAGGCCUUCUUCAUUGUCAAGCACCAGAAAAGAGCACACAUCUGCUGAUCCAAGCAUUAGUAAAAAUGUACCUGGCUCAAAUAUUGUCAGUAAAUCAGGGCCUGAAACAGCACCAUCAGUUCCUGUAUGUAGUCUUGAACAAGAAUCUGAAAAACUAUGGCACAUAUCACACUACACCUGCCCUGUGGUCAUUCAGAAAGUCCUUUUGGGUGAGGAAGGUGGGAUAUGUAGGUGUAGUACCCACCAGAUCCCCUAUGUCACAGACCUGGAGUUUGACCAGCUUGUUAACAAUAAAUUCCUGUCUUCAGUGCAAAUCAUUGUUGUAUGUGUUGUGUCAUCUCUGGAUGCUGAGGAUAAUCACCGACCAGAUGUGCUUGAUCAAUUGUAUGAAAAAAAGAACAGCUACAGAAGUAUGCCAUGCAUGCAGAGCCGACUAGACUCUUUCCGCCUCUUGAAGUAUGACAUCAGCACCUGCAAUCUAUACACUGAUCACAAGGAUCCUUUACUUGUUCAGCGGCACAAUGCAGCACCUGGAAUGAUCCUGAUGUAUAUUUAUGGAAAGCUGAUGUUUGCCAACUACAUUUUCAAUGGCUAUAGCAGAUCAAUAAAAGAUCUCCAGAAACAAAUAGUGAAAACUAGGAGUGACUAUCAGACAGGAAACCAUUUACCAAGUGACUUUAAGUUUGGUUAUGAAAGACAUCUGAACCUUUCAUCUAUCAAUACAUAA